Messenger RNA from Glycine soja, 456 nucleotides. RefSeq names its product salt stress-induced hydrophobic peptide ESI3-like. Bases 227 to 391 code for a protein of 54 amino acids. The record is from RefSeq and is a predicted model, not a curated record. The transcript is spliced from 2 exons. Gene Ontology annotation, cellular component: membrane. NCBI's taxonomy places the organism in Eukaryota, Viridiplantae, Streptophyta, Magnoliopsida, Fabales, Fabaceae.
AUUCCACUAGCUUAAGGAGAUAGGAACACCUGUAAAUCCUCUAUCACGCGUGUUGUCAAAUGUGCCUACAAUUCUGCCACCGCAAUCUCCACCUUAACCGUUUUUAUUUCCUCCAAGACCAUGCCUCCUCUAUUACAAUUUUCAUUGUCUUUCGUCGUGAUCACUGAUCACAACAAACUUCAAAUACCUUUGGAAAGAAAGAAAAAACAAGAAAAUUUAAAUAUUCAUGGGUUCUGAAACUUUUCUCGAAGUGAUAUUGGCAAUCCUGCUACCUCCUGUUGGUGUUUUCCUCCGUUAUGGCUGUGGCGUGGAGUUCUGGAUAGAUCUGGUGCUCACCAUACUGGGAUACAUACCUGGGAUUAUAUAUGCAAUUUAUGUAUUGGUGGGAUGACUCUCAUGUACCUUUAAUGUGUAUAUUUCUAUUUUAUUUAUAAUAUAUUCAUUUUUUUUAUAGCA